AUGAUUCUCACUACUGGACCUGGACCUGGCGGCUCUUUCUGUGGCUCUUCCUACCCCAGCAACCUGGUCUACAGCACUGAGCUCCGCGCCCCCAGCCCCUGCCCGCGGGGCUCCUCUCUACACAGUCGCUGCCAGGAGACCUGCUGGGAGCCCCCCAGGUGCCAGACGUCCUGCGGUGGCCUGAGGACCCCCACGCUCUGCAGUCCCUGCUGGACAACUCGUCCUGGGGCUCUGGGCUCUGGGUCCAGCAGCAGCUGCUACUCCCUGGGCUGCGGGUCCCGAAGCUCCUACUCCCUGGGCUGUGGGUCCCGAAGCUCCUACUCCGUGGCUUGUGGGUCCCGUGGCUUCAGACCCGUGGGCUAUGGAGGCUGUGGCUUCCCUUCCCUGAGCUACGGAUCCGGAUUCUGCCGCCCGACCUCCUUGGCCUCCAGGAGCUGCCAGUCACCCUGUUACAGACCAACCUGA
Messenger RNA from Miniopterus natalensis, 465 nucleotides. RefSeq names its product keratin-associated protein 13-1-like. The record is from RefSeq and is a predicted model, not a curated record. Lineage: Eukaryota; Metazoa; Chordata; Mammalia; Chiroptera; Miniopteridae.